AUGGGCAGCCACCGAGCGGCUCUCUUCCUCCUCUGCCUCAUGGCCACAACCUGCAGAGGGGCGGAGCCCUCCUGCCCAGAAGCCCAGGUGGUGGACCUGAAUGGCAACAAGCUGACCAUCCUGAGGGGAUGUGCAGGGAUGCCUGGCUCUCCAGGGGCCCAGGGACCCCCUGGCUUACCCGGGGCCAAAGGUGAAAGGGGCUUGCAGGGAAUCCCUGGGGAAGUUGGACCCCCUGGGCCGAAAGGAGAAAAAGGGGAGGCAGGAAAACGCGGAGCGAAGGGGAAUAAAGGCGACAGAGGAGCAAUUGAUGAAAAGGGCUUCGACACUCUUCAGUGCAAGCGAGGUGCCCGAAGCUGCAAGGAGCUGCUGGCCCAGGGGGAGGUCCUGAGUGACUGGUACACCAUCUACCCCCAGGACUGCCGGCCCCUGCGGGUGCUGUGCGACAUGGACACCGAUGGAGGCGGGUGGCUGGUCUUCCAAAGGAGGUCGGAUGGCUCGGUGGAUUUUUUUCGGGACUGGGCUGACUACAAGAAGGGAUUUGGAAGCGAGCUGAACGAAUUCUGGCUGGGGAACGACCACCUUCACCGCUUGACCUCGAUAGGAAAAAAUGAGCUGCGUGUUGACUUGAUCGAUUUCGAAAGCAAUCACACCUUCGCCAAAUACGGAUCCUUCAAGGUGGCAGCCGAGUCUGACCUCUAUCGGUUGGCUGUGAGCAACUUCACGGGGGGGCCUGCAGGUGACUCUCUAAUCCCCAAACACGACACCAUGGCUUUCUCCACCCGAGACAAGAUCAACAACCCCAAGGGGCAGAAAUGCCCCCUGAAGUGCAAAGGCGCCUGGUGGUAUCGGCAGUGCCACGACUCCAACCUCAACUCCCUGUACUUUCAAGGACACCACAAUUCAGAGGGAGACGGCAUCAACUGGAGGACGGGGAGAGGCCACCACUACUCUUACAAGCACACGGAAAUGAAAAUCAGGCCGGUGGGUUAG
Thamnophis elegans (Western terrestrial garter snake) is the source of this 990-nucleotide messenger RNA. Its product is annotated as ficolin-2-like. The record is from RefSeq and is a predicted model, not a curated record. The transcript has 10 exons. Lineage: Eukaryota; Metazoa; Chordata; Lepidosauria; Squamata; Natricidae. Bases 1 to 990 code for a protein of 329 amino acids.